Molecule: messenger RNA, 1335 nt
Organism: Durio zibethinus
Lineage: Eukaryota; Viridiplantae; Streptophyta; Magnoliopsida; Malvales; Malvaceae
Product: CBS domain-containing protein CBSX1, chloroplastic-like
Source: RefSeq, a predicted model, not a curated record
CGAGUCGUAAUCAACAGCCGUUUCGAAGUUUAGGCCCAAAAUCGCAAAGUCCAAAUCAGCGUUAAGUCGGUUGGCUACGCUAAUCACUAUAUCUCCACCUCCAAACAAAUCUAUAACUCCGCUUUCCGGCCUUCUUCGAACUCUCCGACAUUCCCUUUCUCUUUUCCCUUCAUCAUCUUCACCAAAAAAUCCAAACACUGAUACCAAGGGGCCACCGCCACGCAAGGAAAAACAGCCCGAUAAAAGGAUGGACUCAGUUCUCCAUACGGAAUCCUUCUCCUUCACGCGUCUACGCGCCACUUCCACCUCCACUGCUUCCAUUCACCAUAUGCCUUGCCAGCUCAUCUUUAGCCCCGUACACCGCCUCCUCUUUCCCUUAUCCACCGUAUCCGCUGGUGCUGGUUUUCGCAGGUCAUCCGCUUCCGUUGUCGCCUCUAGCGGCACUCUCACCGCCAAUUCCGUUUCCCAAAGAGGUGGAGUAUAUACAGUUGGCGAUUUUAUGACGAGAAAAGAGGACUUGCAUGUGGUAAAGCCAACAACAACUGUUGAUGAAGCACUGGAAACUCUUGUUGAACACAGAAUCACUGGUUGUCCUGUGAUUGAUGAUGAUUGGAAAUUGGUUGGACUUGUUUCUGAUUAUGACUUGCUAGCCUUGGACUCUAUAUCUGGGCGGCGGACUGAGAACGACUUGUUUCCUGAAGUUGAUAGCACUUGGAAAACUUUCAACGAGUUACAGAAGUUACUCAGUAAAACCAAUGGCCAGGUGGUUGGCGAUUUAAUGACACCAGCUCCGGUAGUUGUACGUGAAACAACUAACCUUGAGGAUGCUGCUAGAUUAUUGCUGGAGACAAAAUAUCGUCGACUUCCUGUUGUUGAUGCUGAGGAUAAGCUGGUCGGUAUUAUCACAAGAGGGAAUGUCGUAAGAGCUGCCCUUCAAAUAAAACGUGAAACCGAAGGAAAAGCAUAACUGGAGAACAUCAUUCUCAAGGAAUUUGAAGCUUUCAAUGCAGGAAUGAAAAUUUUUUUGGUAGCCUUUCUUCAUUUAUCAAAGGAAAGAUCGAAGAAAUGAGAUUACGUGCAUAAUAUGUUCAAUUUCAUCCUGUGUUUAUAUAAUUUACAUUAAUAACAUUUUAAUUAUAAAACUAUUUACCAUGAUUAACACAUUGGGAGCGCAGAAUUUCAUGUCAAUGCCUUUAAUCCGCCACAAAUGCAUGAACUUUUAUUCUAGUGUCUGUUUUUUCGAACGCAGCUUGUAUAUUUGGACAUGAAAUAAUGUUGUUCAGACACCCAUUGGUUGAUUGUUGAACCAAAAUUAACAGCUGAUGCUUUUUGUUC